UGUGAUGUUAUUGUAAUAUACAAUUAAAUAUUAAUGUAAGUAAUCGAAUAAUGAUCUCAACCAUAAUAUGGCAACAUAAUAUUAUGUCGAAUGCAAAAGUAGACAUGAGGCUAGGUGGACAUGGUGUAAAAAUAUUAAAUGUGAGUCAAGAAAAUAAACUUGUUAUUAGGCGCAUGAACAUUAUAAUAAUAUAGGUAGAGAAUUUAUAAAUAAUAACUAAUAAGCAAACUCUAUAUUUUAGAGAGGUACACUAAUAUUACAAAUCAAUUUAUGAAUUUCGAUCAAAAUAUGAAACAAGAGCAUUUGGUCUUGAGUACAAACCACGGCGUUGAUCAUUUACAAUAUGUCAGAUCUAAUAAUGCACUAUUUGACUGCAUUACACAACUUGGUUUGUUCAAGAUAGCACGAUCAGUCUGCAUUUGUAUGAGAUGUAAAAUUGAAUGUAACUUGGCGGCCGUACAACACUGUUCGAGCUUGCUCGAAACUCUCACGGGUGUAGGAGUGAUUAGCGGCGGCGGUUCCCAAACGGACUAUUGCCCAGGCACAGUACGCGCGUUAGCUAGUCAUGCGGCUGCUGGUCAGUACCAGUCUUCC
Acyrthosiphon pisum (pea aphid) is the source of this 594-nucleotide messenger RNA. RefSeq lists its product as uncharacterized. The transcript has 2 exons. The record is from RefSeq and is a predicted model, not a curated record. Lineage: Eukaryota; Metazoa; Arthropoda; Insecta; Hemiptera; Aphididae. The annotation marks the transcript as partial.